UAGUAAAACCCUCUUGGAUCUUCCACCAACACACCAGCACUCACAGUAAUGGCGAAGAUCGAUCGAACAGUGGUGUUUAAUUCAUUAUUGUUGAAUUUAUUGUUAUGUUCUUCGUGGAUUCAAAUAUCGUAUUCUUCAAAGCCAGUUGGAGUUGCUCGGAAAGAUGACAUACCUUUCAUCAAAUGUCAAGUAUGCGAGAAGCUUGCGAAGGAAUUAUACGAACAAGUUCGAGACAAACAAGCUAAGAUUUCUCCCAAGAAGAUCUCAGAGUAUGAUAUUAUUGAAAUUUCCGAGAAUGUAUGCAAUCUGAAGAAACAAGAAGCUGAUUGGAUGCUCAAAAUUGAUAUUGUCGAACAAGGGGAUAGAUUGGAGCUGGUUGAACAAGAUUCUGAAGGUCAAUGUGGUUCAGAAUGCAAGACCAUUGAACGAGCUUGUCAAGAAGUCAUAGGAUACUACGACACAGAUGUUGCAGAGUAUAUUUACAAAAAGAAACCUCAAAUAAAUUCAUUGGUGAAAUACCUAUGCAAAGAUCUCACUGAAGCAUGUAGUAAAAAGCCACCACCAGUUCCUAAGGGUAGGGAACCAGGGGAGAUAUUUGUGGCUAAAUCAGCAAAAGAGGCUGAAAUGGAAAAAAUGUUGAAAUCAAUGGAGGGUAUGCCAGGGGCACCUGGAAUGAAAAUGUAUUCAAGGGAAGAAUUGAUGAGUGGAAAAAACUUUGAUGAUGAAGAUGCAGAUGAUGAUGAUGAUGAUGAUGAUGAUGAGUCACCAAUUCGUUCCAAUUUGGGGAAGAUUUUAAGGGAGAAGGAAAAUAACAAGAAAAAAAUGGAUUGGAAGGAAAAGAUAAGAAAAGGCAUUAUAGAUGCCAGUGAAGCAACAAAGCAUCAUGCAACUAAAAUUGCGUUUAGGAUGCAGAAAUGGUGGAAAGCAAAGAAGGCAAGUUUCACACACCAAAACACAAAAUCUAACAAAGUUGAACUUUAAAUGUAUGCCUUCUCUUUUCAACAUCAUUUUGUAGUCAACUUUCUUUUUGUGAGUUGAGUUGUAUAAUUUUUGUUUUUUUUAGGGAAAAAUUCAUAGGUUAUGUUAUCAA
Lactuca sativa (garden lettuce) is the source of this 1090-nucleotide messenger RNA. Its product is annotated as nucleophosmin. Lineage: Eukaryota; Viridiplantae; Streptophyta; Magnoliopsida; Asterales; Asteraceae. The record is from RefSeq and is a predicted model, not a curated record.